Cyanistes caeruleus (blue tit) is the source of this 1324-nucleotide messenger RNA. Lineage: Eukaryota; Metazoa; Chordata; Aves; Passeriformes; Paridae. The record is from RefSeq and is a predicted model, not a curated record.
AUGGUGCCAGGAGCCUCCGCUAUCUCUGACAGCCUCCAUCGCUCGGAGAGGCUCAGCCAGACCUGUCAGCCUGCAGAAGGUGCAGAGCCCAGGGACAGGUCUCCCAGCUUCCUUGGACCCUUGGACUUCAACAACAUGGGCGCAUCCCUGAGCACUGACAUGGCCAGGGAAAGCCCACAGGUCCAAGUGGAAGCCCAGCCCGAUCCAGGGGAGCCAUCUCAGGAGCAGGGGGAGGAGCAGCAAGUGUCCUGGAGCCAGCAGCUGCCGGACCACAGCUCCCAGGUGACGGUGCUGGACGUGCCAGCUGGCAACAACCUGUGCCCGGUGGACGAAAAGAUUCCCGGGGGACCAGGGAGUUUCCUCCAUCUUCAGGAAGCUGCUCCCAUACAGCCACCAAAUACCAACAAGGCUUCUAAGCAGGUCAGAGCAAGGUGGCCGGCGCUGGCUGGGGCUGCUGCACAUGCGGACACUUGGGGGGUUCCUGGCAGCAUCAGGCCCUGUGAUGGAGGCAUUGUCUUCUCCUCACAGCCCGACAGCACCUGUGUUCCACAGGAGAUCGUGCUGAUGGAAAAGGUGGGCUUUGGCUGCCGCAGAAUCAUCCAGCUCCUCGACUGGUUCCAGGUGCCUGACAGCUUCGUGCUGGUGAUGGAGCGUCCAGAGCAAUCUUGGGAUCUCUUGCACGUCCUGCUGGAGCAAGAGUUCCUGAGCGAGGAGGCGGCGCGCUGGCUUUUCUGGCAGGUGCUGGAGGCCGUGUGGCACUGCACCGCCUGCAGUGUCCUGCACCGGGACAUCAAGCCAGAGAACCUCCUCGUCAACCCGGAGACUGGCGAUAUGAAGCUGAUGGACUGCGGUUGCGGCACCUUCCUCCAGGAGCGGGUCUUCACACAGUUUGCCGGUGAGCCCAGAGCGCGGGCCCUGCUCCCAGUGCCAGGCACUGCACAGCCCCAUUCCCUCCUGGGCCGCGGGGUGCAGCGUUCAGCCGGCUGUUGGAGAUGGUGUGCGGGUUCCUGCCCUUCGAGAACGAGCGUGACACCGUGUUGGGGCAGCUCUUCUUCCCGCAGGAGGUCUCUCCAGGUUGGUACGCGGCCUGAAGCAGGCAGGCUUUGGCAGGUGGCACCGCGCAGCCCAGCCCGGCCCUCCCGCAGCUGCGCGGGACGUCCAUGUGCCCUCAAGGGCCGGCUGCAGCAGGUGGCCCGUGGCAGGCUGGGUGUGGCACGCUUGGCUGAAGGAGGGGACGCUUGUCCUGCCGUGCCGCUCUCCCGCCAAGGGCAGCUCCCAGCACACGCAGCGUGGCCCGGCUUCUGCAGGCGCCGGGAGCAGCUGG